AUGAGAUGUACCCACUGGGUGUUCCGUCCAAAAGGUGUCCACGGGACUAGCAGGGUGAUGAGUGUCGAAGCGCAAGUCGGACCACCACGCCCCGCGCAGGGGACGCCCCAGCUGGGGGCGGGGAUUGCGAACGCGCCUGGCACCGCCCCGACAAAGCCUGCGCGCGCCCCGUCCUGCGAUUGGCCGUCCCUCCUCGCACCGCUGCCCCGUCCCACCCUCCGCCGCCGGCCCGGCACGCAGCAGCCAAUAGAUGCCGUCGCCGUCGCCUCCGUCACUGCCUGGACAGCCAAUAGUGGCAGCGCUCGGCGGCUCGUGGCUCUUUCGCGGCAAAAAGGAUUUGGCGCGCAAAAGUGGCCGGGACUUUGCAGGCAGCGGCGGCCGGGGGCGGAGCGGGAUCCGGAGCGGGAUCGAGCUCUCGCCGCGGCCUGCCGCCAUGGGUCCGCGCCGCCGCCGCCGCUUGCCACCUGGGCCGCGCGGGCCGUGAGCGCCAUGGCCGUGGCCCCCGCGGGCGGCCCAUGCGCGCCGGCGCUGGAGGCCCUGCUCGGGGCCGGCGCGCUGCGGCUGCUCGACUCCUCGCAGAUCGUCAUCAUCUCCACCGCGCAGGACACUAGCGCCCCGCCGGCUCCCGCCGGCCCCGCCGUGCGCGCCGCGGGCCCCCGCGACCCCGACCUGCUGCUCUUCGCCACGCCGCAGGCGCCCCGGCCCACACCCAGCGCGCCGCGCCCGGCGCUCGGCCGCCCGCCGGUAAAGCGGAGGCUGGACCUGGAAACUGACCAUCAAUACCUGGCUGAGAGCAGCGGUCUAGCCCGGGGGAGAGGCCGCCACCCAGGAAAAGGUGUGAAAUCCCCAGGGGAGAAGUCGCGCUAUGAGACAUCCCUGAAUCUGACCACCAAACGCUUCCUGGAGCUGCUGAGCCGCUCAGCUGAUGGUGUUGUCGACCUGAACUGGGCAGCUGAGGUGCUGAAGGUGCAGAAACGGCGCAUCUACGACAUCACCAAUGUCCUGGAGGGCAUUCAGCUCAUCGCCAAGAAGUCCAAGAACCACAUCCAGUGGCUAGGCAGUCAUGCCACGGUGGGUAUUGGUGGGCGGCUUGAAGCACUGACCAAGGACCUACAGCAACUGCAGGAGAAUGAGCGGCAGCUAGACCACCUGAUCCACGUCUGUACCACUCAACUUCGGCUGCUCUCUGAGGAUGCCGACAGCCAACGCCUGGCCUACGUGACUUGCCAAGAUCUUCGUAGCAUUGCAGACCCCGCAGAGGAGAUGGUCAUGGUGAUCAAGGCUCCUCCUGAGACCCAGCUUCAAGCCGUGGACUCCUCAGAGGCCUUUCAGAUCUCCCUUAAGAGCAAACAAGGCCCCAUCGAUGUUUUCCUGUGCCCUGAGGAGAGUGCAGGUGGGAUCAGCCCUAGGAAGACGCCGUCCCAAGGGGCAGCUACUGGGGAGGAGGACAGGGCAGCUGAUCCUACCACUACAGCGCCACCAUCAUCAUCUCUCCCCUCAACCCCUGACAUGGAUUCCAGCCAGCCCCUGCUCAGCCUGGAACAAGAACCUCUGCUUUCCCGGAUGGGUGGCCUGCGGGCUGCCAUGGAUGAAGACCACCUGUCUCCACUGGUGGCAGCCGACUCGCUCCUGGAGCAUGUGCGGGAGGACUUCUCCAGCCUCCUCCCCGAGGAGUUCAUCAGUCUGUCUCCUCCGCAUGGGGCCCUCGACUACCACUUUGGCCUUGAGGAGGGCGAGGGCAUCAGAGACCUCUUCGACUGUGACUUCGGGGACCUCACCCCCCUGGAUUUCUGACAGGGCUUAUGGGGACCAGGGCCUCCUGAGAUGCCCACCCUGUCUCUGCAGUCCUGGAGCCCCCUGCUCCUGGCCAUGCUCCCAGCCUGAUUGGAAAUGUUUAAUUUAUACCCCUUUCCUCUCUCUCCAGAGGCUUAUAGCUCUGGAGUCUGGCUACUGCCAAGAGGCUGAGCAAGCCAGAAAGGGAAGGAUUCUGUUUGUGGUGUAUGUGUGCAUGCACCCAAUACCCAGCGUGUGUACACGGGGUGAGUGGUGUGUGGGCAUGUGUGUGUGCAUGUACCGGGGAAUGAAGGUGAACACAUCUGUGCGUGCAUUGAAAACACGUCCCAGUGUGUCCACGUGUGUGCAUGAGUCCAUGUGUGUGUGUGGUGGGGGCUCUAACUGCACUUUUGGUCUCCUUGCUCCAGGGGCCCCACAAGGCCCAGGGUGGCCACCUGCCCCCGAAUCCUGCGUGCUGACCAGGCCAGGUGGUGAGGCCUUGGCCUGUUUGCAGGACAGCAAGAGCACUUCUGUCGUCUUAAAGGUUUUUCUGAUUGAAGCUUUAAUGGAGCGUUAUUUAUUUAUCAAGGUCUCUUUGGCAAGCCUGGGGCACCAGCAAAGGGUAGGAGGGAUGUGGGGCUGAUGUCCCAACUCCGUAUACCCCUGAGUGAGGGCAGGGGUCCCUGAGCUGUUCUUUGCCCCACUCUGAAGGAGUUGAGGCCUAAGCGGUUUUAUUUAUUGGGAGAAGGAGUGAGGGAGGGAAACUGACUGACUGACAGCCAUGGGUGGAUCAAGGGGGUGGUCCCUCCCCAGGGGGUUACUGCAGGGCUUCAGCUGCCCCCCAGGACGGAUGUGAGAUGGGAGAGGUGAGUGGGGGACCUUCACCGACAGGGUGGGCAGGAGGGGUGGGUAAAGGGCCUUCUCCCCUAGCCCAGCCCACAGGGGCCCCUCCUGUGGCAUUUGAAGUGCCCCCCUCCACUCCACUUCUUGCUCUGCUCCAUCCUCCAAUGUGCACUUUGAUUUGCCUUCCUAACAGCUCUGUUCCCUUCUGCUUUGGUUUUAAUAAAUGUUUUG
Molecule: messenger RNA, 2847 nt
Organism: Eptesicus fuscus (big brown bat)
Lineage: Eukaryota; Metazoa; Chordata; Mammalia; Chiroptera; Vespertilionidae
Gene: E2F1
Product: E2F transcription factor 1
Exons: 7
Coding region: 1-1794 (597 amino acids)
Biological process (GO): G1/S transition of mitotic cell cycle; regulation of transcription by RNA polymerase II
Cellular component (GO): Rb-E2F complex
Molecular function (GO): RNA polymerase II cis-regulatory region sequence-specific DNA binding; protein dimerization activity; DNA-binding transcription factor activity, RNA polymerase II-specific
Source: RefSeq, a predicted model, not a curated record